AAAAAACGAUGUAAAAAAGUCACUAUUAUAGGCAACUAACUAACUGGGGAGAUUUCAUGCUAAUAUAUUUUAGUAUGAAAUGUUUUUUUCCCACUCUUUAAUUUAUUGACCUUCUCUGCAUUAGGCCACAGAUGACCUGUAACUUCUUUAUGCAGCCUGUUAUAUAUGUAUGACAAACUUACCGAAUUCCACGACUAAGUCAACUACAUUAAUUAAGCCUAGUUACAUACUUUACACCAAAACACUGAUUUAUGGCCCAGAUUCUCCUGACUGGUGUGGCUGACUGGCGUCACCAUUCCUGCCACUUAGCCUCGGUUUGUAAAACCUAUCACCUCCUGCGCCUUUAUUGCUCCAUUUCUCUCACCUUGCGCUGCUAGUCAUCCAUCACUGCUCACUAGACAGCCUAAUGUGUGUCGAACAAUGUCAUUAAGGUGCAUUUUCAUUCCAUUAAGAAUCGUGUAACUCAAAGGUCCUGAAUCUGACAUCACGACAUUUCCUGUGCGUCAUUUUAUCAUCCAAAGGUGCACAAAGAGGGAAAAAAGGACUACAACCAUUUUUACCUUUCGCUACAGUGUACAUAUUAUUAAUCAUAUUAACAUAAAUACUGAUUUAAUUCGAGUUUUGACAGGUCAGCCAAAAAAAAAAAAAAAAACAAGUAGUCAAGAAAUUCUUUAAAAAUGCCAUCCACGUGAUCAUUUCCUUGACAGUUUCGAUGUUUGUGACACACCCAGCAUCCACUCAGACGCACGCCCACUUGGAUAGACUAUUAUUUGCUGUUAUUAACCCAUUAAAAUCGUGAAAGGAGCCUCAGUUAAGCAGAAAUUUUGAGAAAUCCCAGAUUGAUUGGAAUCGUUCUGCAUUGUGUAGCGGGGCUCUAGGUUUCAGUCAUACUGCAGAGUGAAUGUGGGUGAUAUCUAAUUAGUGGGGAUUAUCCUCACCUACACCUCCCCAGCUCUGUGCGCAGGACCUCGCCCAGCCGUCCGUCUAUUGUCCUGGCGCUGAGUGAAUUGUUGUUUUGCGGGAUUUUAAGUGGCUUAUAGGGGAUUUGACAAGUGUAAGCGAUUAGAUUUUUUUCUUUAAAAAAACACGCAGUCUUAAUCACGAAUUUCUCUUGCAAUUAAAUCACACUAAACGCAUGUAAUGACAGAAACUGGCAUGAUUGCUGACGAUGAUGGCUAAAUAAAGACCAUUAGCAGAAUUAAACGUGAUAACACUAAAUAGAUAAUCCAGGAUUUCUGCAAAAAUGAUGAAUAUCAACUUCAUGUAUUUUUAAGAUAGGCUAUGUCUAAACAAAACACACCAUAUAACAAAAUGACUAAACACACUAAACUGCAAUUUAACACUUAACGCAUUAAAGCUCCAAUGUGUUUAUACUCUUGUAAAUUCCAGACUGUUUUCACACCAGGUUGUUUCCCAGGGCAACAUCUAUUAUCCUAUUAUCAUGGCGAUGCCAAUUUCGCCGAUGUGUGAGGCAGUAUUUACAUGACUAUAUACCUUCACUCCUGAAAGACUUUAAAGCUUUGUUGUCAUUGUGUGUCCCUCUGGGACACUGGUGCCAUUUCCCAAACAUUUCAACAACACACGAAGCCUCGCUAUGGUAUUCAUUAUUGUAUUUCCGUAAUGUAUGACUGCCUUUAUUAAUUAUGAACCCUAUUGAAUGUCCUCUGGAAAGGCCAAGUUGUGCUGUGUUGUGAAUGGUACGUUAUUGGGUUCUGUGCAGCAGCCAGCCCCUCUUGAAAUGCCCUCACAAUAAAUCACUGCAGCACGUUCAGUUUAAAAUAACAGCGGUUAUGCGUAAAGUAGUAGCUCUGCAGUGACCUCAGUGCACAAAGAUGCUUGAAUAUUUGUCUAAUAGCAUCAUUUUCAUCUUCUCAACUUUACCUGUAGUUUAAUAAACCUCAAAUUCAGUGAUUCCUGUAUGUAUGUAGGGUUUCUUUAUCUGUAAUGUUCAUAUAACACAUACACUCUCCGUAUGCUUCAAUUCGUGGGAAAAGCAUAUAGGGAUUAAAGCCUGGGAACGACAGGUGAAUGAAUGAGGGGCUGUUAAACCGUCUGCGUCACUUCUUUGAAGUGCACUUAUGCACCGCCAGCUCCUAUUUGUCUAUGGGACGCGGCCAUCAAUGUCGUCGUUGACGAAAUUUCACAGUGAAACGUUACCUGCAGGACAAAUCUGUCAAUCAACGGGGCAAGACCAUAUAAAUAUCAUCAGUCCGCAGUGGGGCAACAACUUCAGUUCCCUGCUUCUCUCUUAGCGCUUCACAUCUGGAAUAAGACAAACAGGCCUCUGACUGGGCUAUACAGCUGCUAUGGGACCACUGGAUCUCCACACAGCCAUGGUUCUGUCCAUGUGCUGUCAUUUUCAGCUGACAUCUGCUUGGUAUGUUGAUUACCUUUGGAGAAGUUAAUUUCAAAAUAGUUGUGCAACUCGUAUUUACUGUGGCUAGUGACCUGGGAGUAAAAUGCUUGUUUUGCUUUCUCUCUGCAGGACAGUGAACAACUUUCUUAUGACUGGACCAAAGGCUUUUCUCACUUAUGCGAGUAGCGUGCAAGUGGGCGCACAGUGUGGAAUACAAGAGUGUAAACACCAGUUUGCUUGGGAGAAGUGGAACUGUCCAGAGAGCACGCUUCAGUUAUCUACACACAACGGCCUCCGAAGUGCCACAAGGGAGACGUCUUUUGUCCAUGCCAUCAGCGCUGCCGGAGUGAUGUACACGCUCACCAAGAACUGCAGUAUGGGUGAUUUUGACAACUGCGGAUGCGAUGAUUCCAGAAUUGGACAGACAGGGGGUAAAGGAUGGAUUUGGGGAGGCUGCAGUGAUAAUGUGGCUUUAGGAGAGAAGAUCUCCAAACAGUUUGUGGACGCGCUGGAAGAUGGACAUGACUCCCGCGCAGCAGUCAAUCUGCACAACAACGAGGCCGGCAGGCUGGCCAUCAAAGCUACUAUGAGGAGAGCCUGUAAGUGUCACGGAGUGUCUGGAAGCUGCAGCAUCCAAACCUGCUGGAUGCAGCUGGCUGACUUCAGAGACGUUGGAAACUACCUGAAGAUGAAGCACGGGCAUGCAAAGAAGCUGGAGAUGGACAAGAAGCCGGCGAGGGCAGGGAACACCGCGGACAACCGAGGUGCCAUCGCGCACACUUUCCGGAGCAUCGCCAGAACGGAGCUCAUUUACCUGGAGGAUUCUCCGGAUUACUGCGUCAAGAACCAGAGCCUGGGACUGCAGGGCACAGAGGGACGAGAGUGCCUGAAGGGCGACAAGAGCAGGUCCCAGUGGGAGAGAAAGAGCUGCCGCAGGCUGUGCUACGAAUGCGGCCUCAGAGUGGUGCAGAAGCGCAUCGAGGUUGUCAGCAGCUGCAACUGUAAAUUCCACUGGUGCUGCACCGUCAAGUGUGAAAAAUGCACGCAAGUCGUUACUAAAUAUUACUGUGCACGGAAAGAAGGUGGGAGAAAGCAGCACAACAAAGCAAAGCGCAGGCUUCGUGCGCGCCAACAGUGAUUUC
Amphiprion ocellaris (clown anemonefish) is the source of this 3498-nucleotide messenger RNA. Its product is annotated as protein Wnt-8a-like. The transcript has 5 exons. The coding region runs from base 2460 to 3494 and encodes 344 amino acids. Gene Ontology annotation, cellular component: extracellular region. Gene Ontology annotation, biological process: cell fate commitment; multicellular organism development; neuron differentiation. Lineage: Eukaryota; Metazoa; Chordata; Actinopteri; Pomacentridae. The record is from RefSeq and is a predicted model, not a curated record. Gene Ontology annotation, molecular function: cytokine activity; frizzled binding.